AUGGAAUCCAGAAAAAGGCCUCUUACUGACGAUAUUGAUACAUCUGUCGCAAAGAAACGUAUACUAACAGGUUCGAACGGCAGUCCGCAUGUGAAUGGUGUUGCCGCAGAGCAAGAUGAACCUGGUCCUGGGGACAAUCUUGAGCUAUUCAGGAAGGAAGCUAUCUAUCGUAGAAUGAAACACUAUUCACGGGAGAAUGAACGGAAUCAGCUUCGCAUAGACGAGCUCGAACGACGCAAGAACACCUGUGAAGCAGGGUUGGCUGCAAUGUCUGCUUGCUGGGCUCAGUUGGUCGAGGCUAUUCGACUGCUGAUCAAACCUAAUGACCUACCUCAAGUCAAUAUUGACGCGAAAGGCAUAUUUGACCUCAGCAUCCAUAUUGAAGACGACAACAUCCCAGAGCUUGCAACCGCACUGGGUGACACUGUUAAUGCUACGCAAGCUCUCGUUACAAAAUUUGUACAACUAGGCGGAGAUUCGUGGUCGCAGGCUCUACAAGGCGAUGCAUUUGUUGGAUGCCAGAAGGCACAAACAGAGUGUGUGUCUUUGCGGUCACAAAUAAAUCUAAUGCGCCUCGAGCUUCAAGAUUGCGCGACUCAAAGGGAUAGUUAUCAUGAUGCGCUAAUAGCUGCAGAGAACCGUUUCGAAAGAUCGCUCAGCGGAACAGUCGUGGCUCUCGAGGCUCGUGCGCCACCAGAGAAGGGGGCUAGUAAUGGGGAGAAAGAGGAUACACAGCGAAAGCCGUCCUCUCCUGCAGUCGUUCCGCAACCAUCACUCAAGCAACAUAUGCACGACGUUUCUGAACUGGAAGCGCUUCAAGAUUUGCUGAAAAGUCGAGAAAAUAAGAUCAUCGAAUUGGAAAGAGAGACCGCCAUUCUUCGGGACGAAAAAACUAUUCUACAGUUGGAGUUGAAAUCUCCUUCACUUGAACACAUCACCGAAAGUCCUUACUAUAAGGUUCUACUUGACCAUGCUUCCAUGCUAGAAGCGGAUAUCUCAAAGAAGGAUGCCGAAAUCGGAAAGCUUUCUUCAGAUCGUUACCAGCUGCUGGAAUCGCGUAGGGAAUGGGAAGAGGGCAUCUUGGCUUCUUCGACGCAGGUUCAGCAGGAGGUGAAAGCAAUGCUUGCAAAGCGAGAUAACGAGAACGCGAGGUUGCGUGAGCAGCGUGAACAACAGGCCGCUGAGCUGAAUGAACGGAAGCACAAAGAUAGUGUCAAACUGGCCUCUCUACAAGAGUUAAAAACUUUGGUUGAUUCGCGUUCGGAGCGUAUUCUCGUUCUUCAAUCUGAGUUGUCUAGGACGAAAGCGCACCUUGCGGCAAAUACGGGAAUAGAGGACGUGAUGCUCUUUUUCCUUGGUGGUAAUGUGGCGGAUCGCCAAUUCAUUGAGACACUCAGGGACCAAAAGUUGCAAGCGGAAGCACGGGCGACGGCGCUCGAGCGAGCCCUUUCUGCUUACCAAGCUGACCACCCAGACAUUUCGCAGUAUAUACGGGCACAUGCAGAUAUGGUUGAAAAGCUUUCGGAAACGACGUCACAGCUGGAGAAAUACAGGAGGGUCUAUGGGGAUCGUUCUGCACUCCCUCUAGACGUCUCAAAAUUGGUAGAGGAACUGAGCAAGAAGGAGGCUGAGCUAGAGAGGUUGAGGCUUGUUGAGGUUUACCAUACUGAGUCGGAAAAGUCUUUGUUCGCUGAAUUGGAGAAGUUAUCAACUGCAUGGGAGGCUUUGGAUCGACAAGUCAAAAAUAAGGUAUUUGACCUCUCCAGUCUAGAGGACCGUCUGUCAAGGAGUUCAGUUGAGAAAGCGAAAUCCGACAACAAGUUUUUUGCCGCUAUGCGGGACAAGGAGGCGAUAGAAACGGAACGGAAAAAUCUCUCAAGGACGAUAGAAAAGCAGGGGAAGGCUGUGGAUCGCUUUACUGAUGCGGAGAAAAGUAUGAGAGCACAGGCGGGCGUAAUGGAGAAAGAGAACGUAUUACUGAAGAAAACAGUGGACGUUCUAAAUUCCAGGGUUGAACAGCUGGAAAAGGAAACUUUCGAGUGCAGGAGCUUGGCCGAAGCCGAGAGGAAGAAAGCGCAAGAGUUUUUCUCCUUGGUUUCUGAGCGGGAAAAGUCAUUGAUUCAGAAGCGAUCCGAGCUCCGCAUCGUAGAGGAGGAAUACACCCGGUCAAAGAAAGAGUUAGAGCGGCAGAGGAAAGAAGCGGUGGCAGACGCGAGCAUCAAGCGCUCGGAGUCGGAGAAUGGAGAAGAUUACCGAAAACUUGUUCUAUGCACGACGUGCUGCCAAAAUUUCCGGAGCGUCAUCAUCACAAAAUGUUUGCACACUUUUUGUAAGCCUUGUGUAGAUGCACGCAUUUCAACCCGACAGCGAAAGUGUCCUGCUUGUAACAUUCCAUUUGCGCAGUCCGAUGUGCAAAGUUUCUUUUUUCAGUGA
Molecule: messenger RNA, 2433 nt
Organism: Laccaria bicolor S238N-H82
Lineage: Eukaryota; Fungi; Basidiomycota; Agaricomycetes; Agaricales; Hydnangiaceae
Exons: 16
Coding region: 1-2433 (810 amino acids)
Cellular component (GO): nucleus; HULC complex
Molecular function (GO): ubiquitin protein ligase activity; metal ion binding
Source: RefSeq, a predicted model, not a curated record